AAUAUUCCAUUCAACGUGAAGGUCCUAUGCAAAAAUUGAUUAUCCACAAUGCACAAUUUGAAGAUGAUGGAGAAUAUAGUUGUGUUAUUAUGGAUAAGACUAUUGGUGCUAAACUAACCGUGAAAGAAAUUCCUGUUACUUUCACCCAAUUACUCGAGGAUAUUCAAACAAUUGAACGUGAAACAGUUACCUUCCAAUGUGAAAUCUCGAAAACGCAUUCAACACGUACACAAACAGAAAUUCCCAUCCAUUGGUACCGUGAUGGCGUGAAGUUAGUCGGCGGUGGUCGAUUCGAACUAUCCAAAGCAUCUGGUGGUAAACGACAAGUUUUGAAGAUCAUCAACGCGAGUUUAACCGAUUCGGGCGAAUACGCUUGUACAGCUGGUAGUGAACAAAUUCGUACAGCUGCCAACCUGACUAUCGGCGACUUGAAGGUGGAAUUUCCUCAAACAUUACAAGAUCGUACGAUACUUGAAGAUCAAACAUUGAUACUUGAAUGUACAGUCAAUCGUACUGAUAAACCAAUCGCCUGGUUUUUCAACGACCAACAAAUUCAAUCCGGAACAAAAUAUGAUAUCAGUCGAGAGAAGAACAAACUACGAUUGGUGAUUAAGAAUGUGACGAUUGACAAUGAAGGACAAUAUACAUGUCGUGUAGCAGAUGUGAAAACUCAAUGUAAAGUUACCGUCGAUGAAGAAAAAGUUCGUUUUGUUGAACGAUUAACCGACGUGGGCACAAAAGAAGGCGAAAAUGCCAAAUUUCAAUGCUCCGUAUCGAAAUUAACCUAUGUCAAAGCGAAACGUGAUGUCGACUUUAAAUGGUUACAUAAUGGAAAAGUGAUUGAAGAAAGCGGAGACAAGAAAUACGUUAUGGAAUUGGAUAAAUCAAAUAAAGUCUUGAAAUUAACAAUUAAUGACGUACGAGAUGAGGACGUGGGUAUCAUCACAUGUCAAGCUGAUGAUGUAAACACCAUCGGACGAUUGAAUGUGGAAGAAAUUCCGAUCUAUUUCGUUCGUAAACCAGAAGAUCAAGUUCUUACCGAACUACCAAACAUCUGCGUCUUCGAAUGCGAAUUAAAUCGUGCGGGUAUCCCGGUCAAAUGGAUGCAUAACAAGAAAGAAUUAGACUUUCACAAGGAUAAGAUUGAAUUUCAUAACACCGAUACAAUCUAUCGAUUGAAAUUAUUACAAGUCGAUGUGGAAGAUCAAGGUGAAUAUGUUUGUGUUGCUCGGGAUAAGAAAGCACAAGCAUUCUUGAAAUUACAAGUCCCGCCGAAGAUUGAAACCUUCCAAACCAAUUCGAAAUUAAUUAAACAUGAUCAACCAUUGGUCAUUGAUGUGUUCUACAAUGGAUGGCCGGAACCAUCGGCAGAAUGGAAUCGAACAAAUAACAAGAUGAAAUCGAAAUUAGUGAAACAUGGCCAUCUACAAAUGACCAUUGAUGCCAUGCAUCGAAUCGAUUCAGGUGUAUAUGAAGUGACGUUGAAGAAUGAAUAUGGUCAAGAUCAACGAAAUGGAACAAUUGAAGUGUUAGAUAAACCAAGUAAACCGAAGAAUCUGAUCGUGAAAUUAUCCGACGUUGGUGAAUGCGAAUUGACUUGGGAAGAACCGGAGGAUGACGGUGGUUCACCACUGACAGGUUACUGCAUUGAAAAAUGUGAGGAACGACGAGCAGCUUCAUGGGAUGAAGUUUGUGUGAUGAGUUUUGAAGAAAAACGAACUACUGUCAAUCGAUUAAUCGAUGGUGCUAAGUAUCGUUUCCGUGUUAGUGCAGAAAACAAAUACGGUCGAUCGGAACCAUGCGAGUAUCCCGAAGUGGUCUUAAUCAAGAGUCCAUUCGAUCCGCCGUCAGCACCUGAAGCUCCACUUAUUGAUGAAAUCUUUGCAACAACAUGCCGUGUUCAGUGGUCACCACCAACAAGUGAUGGUGGAACACCGUUAACAGGUUAUAUUGUUGAGCGACACAUUCAAGGUGCCUCACGAUGGUCAAAAGUAACCAAACUGCCAAUUAAUCCAGAUACAACAUCCGUCAUUGCGGAAGAUUUAGUCGAAGGAAGUGAAUAUGAAUUUCGCGUUAUUGCUUGUAAUAAAGUUGCACAAUCGGAACCAAGUGCUCCAUCACGAACGAUUAUUGCCAAGAAUCCAUUCGAUAAACCGGGCGCACCUCUUGAUCUCACAAUCGAAGCAGUUGCAAACGAUUGGAUUGAAUUGAGUUGGCAACCACCAAUCUCUGAUGGUGGAUCGCCUAUUACAGGCUAUGUAGUUGAAAAACGUACACCAGCGAACUACAAAUGGAUUACUGCAACCGAACCAUUCGAAGGUACAAAAACAAAAGUUCGUUCGUUGCAUACUGGUCAGAAAUACGAAUUUCGUGUUCGUGCACAAAAUCUUGCUGGACUGGGUGAACCGUCGAACUCCACCAGAGAAACAGAAAUACGAGAACCGGUCGUCGGUGAAAAGCCACGAUUUAUUCAAGAAUUGGAAUCCGUCACUGUUGUCAGUGGAAAACCAGUAACAUUGACAGCUCGUGUCAAAGGUGAUCCAAUGCCCGAAUUUAAAUGGUCAAAGAAUGAUCGUCCAAUCGUACAAGAUGAUCAUGUAACAUUGAAUGUCACUGGUGACACUGUUAAACUGGUCAUUGCAGAAGCUGCACCAACAGAUGCUGGAACUUACGAAUUAAUCGCUGAGAAUCCACUUGGUUCCAUUGAAUGCAGCGCUCGAUUGACAGUUAAUUCACCACCGGUCAUUGUCAAAUCUANGUGUGAGACGAAGAAUCCAUUCGAUGUACCAAGUGCACCACGCGACUUGAAAGUCACUGGCGUUACACGAUCAGCGUGUCAGUUGCAAUGGUUACCACCUAAUAGCGACGGUGGUUCGCCAAUACAAGGUUAUAUCGUUGAAAGACAAACAGAAACACGUUGGGUACGAGCUUUACCAACAGUCGUCGAAGGAACAACAGUGCAAUUAGUUGAUUUAAUUGAAGGAACUAUCUAUGACUUCCGAGUUGCCGCUGUUAAUGAAGAAGGCCAAGGUCCAUACAGUCGUCCCAGUGAAUCGGUGACGAUCAAAGAUCCGUACGAUGUGCCAACUCAACCUGGACCUAUCGACAUACAUGAUUUGACCGAUACAUCAUGUACAUUAACAUGGAAACCACCUAUUCGUGAUAAUGGAAGUCCAAUUAUCGAAUACAUACUUGAACAACGGUUCAAAGCUGAUCCAUCGUUCACACGCGUAGAAACUGAAAAACCAAUAACAGAGUGUUUCCACAAAUUAAGCGACUUAUUAACAAAUGGUGAAUACGAAUUCCGCGUUGCUGCACGUAAUCAAGCUGGUGUCAGUGCCUAUUCUCAAACUGAUCGAGCUGUUCACAUUCGAGCACCUCGUCAAGGUAUUGCACCACGUAUUGAAAAACUACCCAAUCAAACAGUCACUGGUGGUAGCCAAGGUCGUGUCGAAGCAACCAUUACCGGCUCGCCAGAACCUGAAGUUAUCUGGUAUCGUGGCGGACGAAAGCUACCUCUAACAACUGGACGAUACACUUCAUCGUUAGCCGACGGUAUUCUUGUCUUGUAUAUCAAAGAAGUGCAAGAAAAUGAUGCUGGACAAUAUACGUUAGAACUUCAAAAUGAAUAUGGUAGUGAUAGUAAACAAUUGCAACUGACUGUAUUAGCAGCACCGAAGAUUGAAUUCGAUUCGAAAUAUCGCAAACAAAUUAUCGUUGGUCUUAACUCAUCGAUACGUAUUCCAUUUACGUUUACUGGCUCACCUAAGCCAGAGCUAUCGAUCAGUCGAACAGAUGAAUCCAAAGAAAAUCGUUCUACUCUUGAUCUGUUCGAAAGUAGUGGAACAUUCCUUCUUCGUCAAACAGUACGACAAGAUACCGGCCUAUACCGUUUACAAGCAACCAAUGAAUGUGGUACAACAACAGCACGUCUCGACAUUCUUGUGCAAACUGUUCCAUCACCACCUGGUGGGCCGUUACAGGUCACUGCUAGUGGUAAAGAUUAUGUUAGUCUUGCUUGGCAUACAUGUUCAGAUGAUGGCGGAAGCGACAUUGUCUCAUAUAUUGUUGAAAAACGGGAGGUUAAUAAAUCUCUCUGGACCAAAGUUGCAUCGACUCGUCCAACGAAUCCAACGUACACAUGUACCGGUUUGCUUGAUCAAACAAGUUAUGAAUUUCGAGUCUUCGCAGAAAACGAUAUCGGCAUCAGUGAACCAUUAGAAUUAGAACAUGCAGUUACAGCUAAACUACCCUACGAACGCCCUGGUCCACCGAUUGGUCCAGUUAAAAUAGAUGGUAUUACACAAACAGGUUGCACACUAACAUGGUCACCACCAACUGAAGAUGGUGGUACAAAAAUAACAGGCUACGUGAUCGAAGGUAAAGAUGUUAAUCGACAAGCUUGGACACAACUAGAUACAGUUUCUGGUGGUGAAACAACCGCCGAUUUGAGACAAUUGAAAGAAGCUACAAC
Adineta ricciae is the source of this 4474-nucleotide messenger RNA. The record is from the annotation of a GenBank genome assembly. Lineage: Eukaryota; Metazoa; Rotifera; Eurotatoria; Adinetida; Adinetidae.